GUCCCCUUCAAAAGUCAAAAUUAAAAAAAAAAACCAUAAAAACCGAAUUUUAUAAAUAAAAUAGAUUCAUCUUUUUUUUUCAUAUUUUUCAUAAUAACACACAUAAUAUAUAUAAUAUACACAUACUUAUCCCCUAUACUCAUAUUAUUAUAAAUUACCCUCAAAAAACAUGUCUAAUAAUUUCGCAUACUUUGGAAAUUUAUCUGAUGCCGAUGUUGUCAUCCAGGCCGGAGAAUUUCCUAACUUUAAAAAAAUUUUUGUUCAUUCUAGUAUUUUAAAGGAAAAUUCUCCGUAUUUUCGUGUUGCUUUAUCAACGACAUGGGCUAAAAAAGAAGAUGAAAAGAUCAUUCUAAAGAAACCAAAUAUAACUUAUGCAGUAUUUUAUAUUAUAUUAGAAUACUUUUAUACGAAAAAUUUACCUUUGGAUCAACACGAUGGUUCAACGAUACUUGAUCUGUUAAUAGCAUCUGAUGAACUUUUAAUCAAUGAAUUACUUGUUCAAAUUCAAGAUCAUUUAAUUAACGUAAAAACCGAAUGGUUAAAAAAGAACUUUUCGACAGUUUUACAUGUUGCCUUUAAAAGGGAAACAUGUAAAGAUUUACAAAAUUAUUGUAUGGAUAAAAUUUGUUGGGACCCAAAAAUAAUUUUUGAUAGUAAAGAAUUUUUAAAUUUUGAAGAUUAUAUUCUUGUUGCCUUAUUAAAUCAAGAAAAUUUACAAAUUGAGGAAAUUGAACUUUGGGAUUAUUUAAUUAAAUGGGGAAUAGUUCAAUUACAACAACAAAAAGAAUAUUUUAAAGAAGAAAAAGAAACUUAUAUUAACAAUACUUCUGAUGAUAAUAAUAUUAAUAAUAAUGAUAAUAAUGAUAAUAAUGACAAUAAUAAUGAUACCACUAUUACUGUUAAUAAUAAUAUUACUACUAAUAUUACCAUUUCAAUAGAUUUAUUAAAUUGGAAUAAUCAAGAUUUACAAGAUUUGGGUAAUAUAUUAAAAGAAUGUAUUCCCUUAAUUAGAUUUUCAGAAUUUACUAAAGGAGAAUUUUAUGAUAAAAUUUGGCCUUUAAAGGAUAUUUUACCAUUAGAAUUAGAACAAACCAUUACAGACUUUCAAAACGAUCCCGAAAAUUUCGAAAAUUUUUCUCUUUUACCUCCAAGAAAACCAAUAAUUUCAAUCGAUUCAGCUCUUAUAAAACCACAACAAGCAUCAAAAAUUCCUGAUUGGAUUGAAGUACAAACGAAUUCACCAAAUAAUUCUACCAGAGUUAGAUAUGAAUUUAAAUUAUUAUUAAGAGGAAGUAGAGAUGGAUUCACACCCAAAGUAUUUCAUGAAAAAUGUGAUUAUAAAGGUCCAAAUGUUGUUGUAUUAAAAAUUCGUGGAUCUGGUCAAAUUAUUGGUGGAUAUAAUCCUAUCGGUUGGAGAAGUUUAAAGACAAAACGUUGGCAAUAUACAAAAGAUAGUUUUUUAUUUUCUUUUGGUAAUCGUGGAAAUGUUGACGAAGCAAAAUUAAGUCGCGUCACUCCUGGAAAUGAGGCCAUCUAUGAUGAUCCUUCUUUUGGUCCUUGUUUUGGUAAAACUGAUUUAGAUAUGAGAAGACAAUUUAAUGAGGAAAAUUGUUCUGCUAAAUCAAGAUGUUAUAGACAUGCGAUUACGAAUACCCCUAAAUUUGCUGUCGACGAUUACGAAGUAUUCCAAGUUUUAUGUCAUAAUUUAAAAGUUCAAAAUAAUUCUUUGUAGAGCGAAGAUUCAUAAAAUCGAUUCAUGCAUAUUACGAGGUCAAGCUUAAAGCCUCUAACGGCUUAACCAUCAUAACUAUCAAGUCAGCGCAUUUCAAUACCAUUGUAAAAUUAGUUAUUUGUGAUAUAUUUGCAUUCUUUCAUUUUGUACUAUAUAAUAGUUUUUUUUUUUAACUUUCCAAUUAUAAUUAUUAAUAAUGUACUUUAUAAUUAACAUUAGUGAUUACGUAAAAGGAGAAAACUUGUUUAUUUUAAUAUAGUUACUUUAAUAAAUAAUAAUAAAUUAAAAUUUUUUUUUUUUAAAACAA
Molecule: messenger RNA, 2039 nt
Organism: Rhizophagus irregularis DAOM 181602=DAOM 197198
Lineage: Eukaryota; Fungi; Glomeromycota; Glomeromycetes; Glomerales; Glomeraceae
Source: RefSeq, a predicted model, not a curated record